Molecule: messenger RNA, 7434 nt
Organism: Salvelinus fontinalis (brook trout)
Lineage: Eukaryota; Metazoa; Chordata; Actinopteri; Salmoniformes; Salmonidae
Product: spermatogenesis-associated serine-rich protein 1
Exons: 6
Coding region: 1117-1824 (235 amino acids)
Source: RefSeq, a predicted model, not a curated record
AACCCUCGUUACCCAUACUGUAGAUAGACUCUAUUAUUUGAUUUAUUUAAGAUGAAAUCGUCAACACUGUAAAGCUUACCGAAUGCUUCUAAAACUGCACAUAUAUUACGAAGAAGUUUUAUGAUGUUUUUGUUGGUUUUGGUAUUCGGCACAUUUGUUUUCGGGCUGUUUGAGCACACAUUUUUUUCUUAAAGCAAGUCAAAGUUCGUAGCCGAAGUCUACGCCCCUUUGUCGGACUGGUCAAAAACACUACUAGUAGGAGUGGGAACAUGGAGUGUUUGUUGUCAUUCAAUGGGAGAUUGGCUUUCAUGCAAAUGUUUUCACUUGAGAAAUACUGCACCAAAAAUCAUAGUUAGAUGUAAAAUUGCGUGACUAAGUCUUCCUUGGCAAAAACAUUGAAAUGAAUGACAGAUUUAUUGAUUUAUUUUAGGUUAAUUCUGACUAUUUUGAGGAAGUGUUUCUGACUAUGUUGUUGCUACAGUGGCUCAAGAGGGACAAACAACAGCAAUAUUGAGGGUCUUUAGGGAGUGUGCAAGCACAGAUGUUUGUUUCGCCAAGCGGUGUUCUGCUAGAAGCAAACCAAACCUAUGUAUGUGGGCACCUUCACGUUCAACCCUGUUAUCUGUCGAUGAGCCCUUUAGCAAGGCACUUAACCCUAAUUGCUCCUGUAAGUCGUUCUGGAUAAGAGCAUCUGCCAAAUGACUAAAAUGUAAAUGUAAUAGUCGAUAUUUAAUUUGACCUCUUGAGAUGGGGAAACAUGUUUUUUAUUAAGUUGAACAUUUGCUCUUUAUGCCAGAAUGUUACAAUUAGGAGAAAUAACACGUUUUCUUCUCUCACGAAGUUACACUCCUCAAAAGGCACCUAAUUGGUGGAACGACCCACCCCUCAGAUAGGUUUGUCAUUUUCUCCUAGCAACAGCUUGGGUCGUUCUAUAGGCUACAAACGUGUCAUACAGGCCUAUUGUUUCCAACAACUUUUUGGGGCGAGACGCAUUAAACUUAAUCUAGAUAACAUGAAUGCCCGCUGCAAAACACGGUCAAAGUAAAAUAGCCAUCAGGAUACGCUUCCUUGAAAUAUAAAGUAAUAAACUCGUGCAAAAGGUGGUUCCCAUUCAGCAUGUGUUCUUUUGUUGCGAUGGACAAGCUCGUACCCCAGGACAAGCUCGGACCCCACGGCAGACACUAUUCACAUGGAGGAGAGAUAAAUUACAGACCGCACAUUCGGCACAUAGAGCCCAACCUAACAGAGUGUGACCUUGACUGGAGCUCUGGUCUGCGGUGGCUGCCUGCGCCUCGCUACAGUGAUGCUCCACUCCCUCACAUCAAACUGAUCAAGUUCCCUGAAGAGACCAGACUGCUCAGGUCCUUCCCACAGGCCAACAUGGUGUCCCAGACUGAGUGGACGUGUUAUCCCAACUUCGGUCAGCCCAGAACCUUCCAUGUUGGCAAACGCUGUUUGCUGGAGGGAGGUCACCAUUGUAGGACCAUACGGUGUUCUUCAGAGAGAACUCUGGAGGCCACCAUCGGGAGGAAAAAACAAGCCAGGUUUACCUGCCAUUCUGCACCUGGUUCUAGACCCUAUCUAACACCUGAGUACAGUUCUGACUUUCACAAGUUUGGAUCAACAUUACCAACAACACAUUUUGGGUCACUGACCUUCAGUGCAGAUACAUUCGUUCCUCUUCAGCCACCUCCAAAAAAGACAUGUAUUCCAUAUGUAGUGAGGAAGAGGAUGGAGGACAGGGAGGCAGACAUACUGGAAGUGAAGAAGCUGAGUAAAUGGAGGCCUGCACCAGUCAUAUUCAAAACUGUGCUGGACAACUGACAUGUCAAAAUGUUUUUGGGAUGAAUGAGGAGAAAUGGAUUACAAUUCCAAACUGUAUAUUAUGAUCAUUCGGCAUGAUUACAGUCACGUGGUUUUGAUUCUACUGUAGUUUGAUAAGGAAGUUUGGUGGGAGGGGGCGAUCAAAGAUGUAAUAAAGUGUGACUAAUUGUCAUGACAUCAUUUUGAGCUUUUGCCAUCACUAUUCACUUUUGAACAAUUGGGUUAUGCAAUUUGCUGAGGGGAGAUAAACAACAAUAAGCCAAGCAGGGAAAAAAGUUCCCAGGUGGCCUGACUUUGCUGAGUUCCAAAAGCAGUUAGGUCAGCAACAGUUAAUAACCUGACCUCUGUUUUGCCUUAUAGUCUGGCAGAGGUGCAACGCAUUGAUUUCCUUAAUUCCCAGGGGAAGAUAAGUGGUGGGCUCAAUCCCUCAUUCAGCAAAACAACACUGCUGAUCCCGUUCACGAUAGACAGGGACAACUAGGGCUGCCACUUUUAGCUGCUUAGUCACUUCAGCAUGCCUCAAGGUUAGGGGGGGGUGUGUACAGGUUUUUAUUAUGGUCCCAUGUGUCUCUGCAUUCAUGACAUAUCGGAUCAAGGAAACUCUGAAUUUUUACGACUUGGAAAAUCAUUGUAGAAAGAUGAUAGGCGGUAGGCCGUUCAGAGUUUUCCAAUUGGAAAGUAUCAGAAUCAACCAAUAGAAAGCUACAUGCAAAUAACUUAACUUUAAUUCGGAGGUUUGGAGGUUCCGACGUGAUGAAUGCAGCAUCUCGGCCCCAGCUUUGAUGUACCUGUACUGACUUUGCGGGGUGAACAGGCCAUGGCUCGGUUGGUUGAUGUCCUUGAUGAUCUUUUUGUCCUUCUUGUGACAUCGGGUGCUGCAGGUCUCCUGAAGGGCAGGCAGUGUGCCCCCAGUGAUGCGUUGGGAAUAACGUAUCACCCUCUGGAGUGCCCUGGGUUGCGGGGAGUGCAGUUGCCGUAUCAGGCGGUGAUACAGCCCGACACGAUGCUCUCAAUUGUGCAUCUGUAAAUGUUUCUGAGGGUCUUAGGGGCCAAGACAAAUUUCUUCAGCCUCCUGUGGUUGAAGAGGCGCUAUUGCGCCGCCUUCACCACACUGUAUGUGUGGGUGGACCAAUUCAGAUUGUCAGUAAUGUGUACGCCGAGGAAGUUAAAGCUUUCCACCUUCUCCACUGUAGUCCGUCGAUGUGGAUAGGGGUGUGCUUCCUCUGCUGUUUCCUGAAGUCCACGAUCAGCUCCUUCAUUUUGUUGACGUUGAGUGAGAGGUUAUUUUCCUGGCACCACUCCACCAGGGCCAUUACCUUCUCCCUGUAGGCUGUCUUGUCAUUGUUGGUAAUCAGGCCCACUACUGUUGUGUUGUCUGCAAACUUGAUGAUUGAGUUGGAGGCGUGCGUGGCCACACAGUCAUGGGUGAACAGGGAGUACAGGAGAGGGCUGAGCACGCACCCUUGUGGGGCCCCAGGGUUGAGGAUCAGUGAAGUGGAGGUGUUGUUUCCUACCUUCACCACCUGGUGGGCGGCCCGUCAGGAAGUCCAGGAUCCAGUUCCACAGGGCGGGGUUCAGACCCAGGGCCCCAAGCUUAAUGAUGAGCUUGGAGGGUACUAUGGUGUUGAAAGCUGAGCUAUAGGCAAUGAACAGCAUUCUGCCGUACUGUAGGUAUUCCACUUGUCCAGAUGGGAUAGGGCAGUGUGCCGUGUGAAGGCGAAUUCAUCGUCUGUGGAUCUAUUGGGGCAGUAGGCAAAUUGAAGUGGGUCUAGGAUGUCAGGUAAGGUAGAGGUGAUAUGGUCCUUAACUAGCCUCUCAAAGCACUUCAUGAUGACAGAAGUGAGUGCCAUGGGGCGAUAGUUAUUUAGUUCAGUUAUCUUUGCUUUCUUGGGUACAGGAACAAUGGUGGACAUCUUGAAGCAAGUGGGGACAGCAGACUGGGAUAGGGAGAUACUGAAUAUGUCCGUAAACACUCCAGCCAGUUGGUCUGCGCAUGCUCUGAGGACGCGGCUGGGGAUGACGCCUGGGCCGGCAGCCUUGCGAGGGUUAACACACUUAAAUGUCUAAUUCACGUCAGCCACAGAGAACGAGAGCCCACAGUGCUUGGGAGCGGGCUGCGUCGGUGGCACUGUGUUAUCCUCAAAGUGGGCGAGGAAAGUGUUUAGCUUGUCUGGGAGCAAGACCUCGGUGUCCUGGCUUUCCCUUUGUAAUCCGUGAUUGUCUGUAGACCCUGCCAGAUACGUCUUGUGUCUGAGCCGUUGAAUUGCGACUCCAUUUUGUCUCUGUACUGACGUUUUGCCUGUUUGAUUGCCUUAGAGGGAUUAACUACACUGUUUGUAUUCCACCAUAUUCCCAGUCACCUUGUCAUGGUUAAAUGUGGUGGUUUUGCACAAAUGCUGCCAUCUGUCCAUGGUUUCUGGGUUGGGUAAUUUUAAAUAGUCACCUUGGCAACAACAUCCCCUAUUCACUUCCUGAUGAACUCAGUCACUGUGUCCGUGUAAGCGUCAAUUUUAUUCUAAGAGGCUACCAGGAGCACAUCCCAGCCCACGUGAUCAAAACAAUGUUGAAGCAUGGAUUCCGAUUGGUCAGACCAGCGUUGAAUAGACCUUAUUACGGGUACGUCCUGUUUGAGUUUCUGCCUAUAGGAAGGGAGGAGCAGAAUGGAGUCGUAAUCUGAUUUGCCGAAGGGAUUGCGGGGUAUUGUAGGCAUUUCGAAAAGGUGAGUAGCAGUGAUCUAGUGUUUUUCUAAGCGAGUACUACAGUCAAUGUGUUGACAGAACUUCGGUAGAGUUUUCCUCAAAUUUGCUACAAUAAAUGCGGCCCCAGGAUAUGUGGUUUCCAGUUUGCAUAAAGUCUGGUGUAGUUCCUUGAGGGCCGUCGUGGUAUCGGCUUGAGGGGAAUCUACACGGCUGUGACUAUAAUCGAAGAUAAUUUACUUGGGAGGUAAUACGGUUGGCAUUUGAGGUAUUCUAGGUCGGGUGAACAAAACAACAUUUAAAUGUUUCUAAAUGUUAGCACAAUCACCAUGAGUAGUUAAUCAUGAAGUAUACACCCCUGCUUCUCUUCUUCCCGGAGAGUUCUUUAUUCCUUGUCUGCGCAAUGAACUGAGAAACAAGCUGGCUGUAUGGACGGGGACAGUAUAUCCCGAGAGAGCCUUGAUUCUGUGAAACAGAGUAUGUUACAGUCCCUGAUGUCUCUCUGGACGGGGAUCCUCGCCCUGAGCUCGUCUACUUUAUUGUCCAGAGACUGAACAUUAGCAAGUCAUAUACUCUGAAGUGGUGGAUGGUGUGCCAGCCUUCUGAGUUGGACUAGAAGUUCCCUCUGAAUACCUUUUCUCCACCGGCGGCGACUUGGAGCAGCCUCUGGGAUAAGUUAAAUUGCCCUGGGGGGUACGAACAAAGGAUUCAAUUCGGGAAAAUCGUAUUCUCUGUUGUGGUGCUGGUGAGUUACCGCUGCUCUGAUAUCCAAAGUUAUUUCCGGCUGUAUGUAAUAUCACCCCAAAAAAAUUCUGGGUUAAUAAUGUAAGAAAUAACACGCAAAAAAAUGAAAUACUGCAAAGUUGCUUAGGAGCUAGAAGCAGAGCUGCCAUGUCUGUCAGCUCCAUCUUGUGCAUCAUCACACAUGGAAGAUGACAGCUGCCAGUGACCAUAGCAAAGGUGUAAACAAAUAUUUUCAAGGUGUGAAAAAAGUUAAUCACAUUUUUUUUUAUACAGGAAACAUAAAAUGAACCCAAAAAUCGAUUUAGAAAACAAAUAUUUGUUUUGUUAGAUGUGACUCUGUAAACUUAUGUUAGCCCGCUAACUAGCCACACUAGUUAUCCGAUCUAUUACAUGUAAUUGCUGACAUAUCACCACGCAGGCUACGUUGUGUUGAGCGUGGUAGAAUUAACCAAUGAAAACGUCACUGAGGCCCUCUUCUCAGUGAGGAGUACUUGGCUUCUCGAGGCUCUGCUUAUGCAGUUCUGCACGCUACACACGGUACCUAGCGCGCCCAGGGAAGUGUGCCUUUACACCAUUGCAUGUUCGAGAGGUACAGACUCCUGUUUUCCCGUGGGAUUCUGUCAUUUUGUCAACUUAUUAUUUUGUUUACUAAGAUCUCUCGUAUUAACCACAUAAGGAUAAUGUCCUGUUAAGAGCUUACAGAACACUGGCAAAGCUAGGUACCAAUACCUUGAGCCAUUAACUGGGCAAAACCAUUGCCUCAACAAGCAGGGGUGCAUACACCUCCUUUAGGCCUUGGGAACCUCCUUUAGGCCUUGGGAACCUCCAGCCAUUCCAUGUAUUUUAACUAUUCCAGAGCUAGCCUACCUGAUUGACAAGUUCAAUCUAUCAUCAAGCCCUUGAUUAGAUGAAUCAGGUGAACUAGUUCAAGGCUACAAUCAAAUUUAAACAUUUGCGGUUCCACGAGGAGAGAUUUGACAACUGCUUUAAGCUCCAAACUGAAGGCUAGGCCUAUACGACAACCGUCUAGACGUAGACCACCAAAACAGUACAAAAUGAUAAAAAUGUAAAAGUUAAAUGCAAGAACACCCACCAUUUCCAUUUGAACACAUUGAUACACCGUGAUCCAUUGGUGGCUAAAGAAAUUAGCAAAUGGAACCAUAGCCCCGGGAAGUAGGGGUCCUGAGGGUGCUGCAGCACCCCCUGGAAAAUCGUAGAGAAAAAAAUCUUAAUACAAAUUUUCAUUUUUUGAAACAUAUUUUUUUUCUCACAUGUAGCGCAUGCACACAAAACAAUAGUUGAAAUUGUAAGAGCUGUUGCCCUGUCCCGUUCUCUGCGAUUGUCAUUCUAAUAGAAUCCAGAAAGAACAAAAUCUUGUCCUCAAACAUUUAUAUCAAAAGGUGCAUAGCUAUGGGCAAAGACAAAAUAUCUACACCAAAUAAAAUAUUUUUCUUGAUCAAAUAACAUGGAAAACAACCACUUUUUAUGCGGUAUUAAUUUACCAUCCUUACAAACCACUUAAGGUACAUUACUGUAUUGUACAUAGGCUGGUCAUGUAGGUUUGUACCUGUAGACUUUCCAUCACCACGAAGAGGAACAAUGCAGUAAUUGAGUACAUUGAGAUGUCACAAGGUUUGUGAUGAUGUGGCUCAGUUUUUGAGCAUGGCACUUGUAAGUCUAUGGUUGAGGGAUUGAUUCCCACGGGGGACCAGUACAAAAAAACUGUAGGUUUCUCUGGAUAAGAGCAUCGACUAAAAUAGCAACGGAAUAAACAGGCAAUUUAAGUUUCACAUAGAAAUAAGUUUCAUUUGCAAAGUAUUAAAAAAACUGGAAAAUGUACAGUACUGUACAUUUACUGUACAGUAAAAUGCUGGUAAACACUCAAAUACAGCACAUUUAGUUGAAAUGUUUUCACAAAUGUAGUGCACUGGGCCUAAUAUACAACCCAUAUUUAUGUUUAGUUAUUUUCCCUUUUGUACCUGAACUAUUUGCACAUGCUUACAACACUGUAUACAGACAUAAUAUGACAUUUGAAAUGUCUUUAUUCUUUUGGAGCUUUUGUUAUCGUUUACUGUUAAUUUUUGUUCAUUAAACUUUUUUUUAUCUAUUUCACUUGCUUUUGCAAUGUAAACAUAUGUUUCCUAUGCCAAUAAAGCCCCUUGAAUUGAAA